Messenger RNA from Symbiodinium sp. CCMP2592, 2427 nucleotides. NCBI's taxonomy places the organism in Eukaryota, Dinophyceae, Suessiales, Symbiodiniaceae. The record is from the annotation of a GenBank genome assembly.
AUGCCUUUGUCGAAAGCAGAGCAGCCCGACAUAGAUUGGACAGCCCUUUCAGAAGAAGAUGCUGAACUGUUCGAGUCCUUGCAGUCGGCAGUGUCAGCUCUGGGAGACAAGGCAGAUCAUCCGAUGAUUGAGGUUCGCGACAAACUGGCCACUGCCUUUCGAGACAAAGCUGCCUUGCUCAAGCGAAACUGGACAGAUGAAAUGUUCCAAGAAGGUCAGCAUCUCAACGAAGAAAAAGUUGCCGAGAUAGAGGCUGCGAUGGCAACGGAUCUGGGCAGUUUCGGCGGCGGAUUGCAGAAUGGUCAGAAUCUGGGAAAUGCAUUGGAUCUUGUAGGUGCGUACAUGAAGAACUACAAGCUUGAUAAAGCGGAUGCAGUGUUGGCAAAAUGUGGUCCCUAUGUGUCGCACCGCGGCGGUGUCUGGAUGGUCAAGUGGCUCAACCACGUUUCAACGGUGCGCAUGAAGCAAAGCCGGCAUUUGGAAGCCCUGGAAAUGCUUUAUGACCUGGAAAUGUACAGUCCAUACAAUGCAGAGGAGGCUCCGGAGUUCUUUACAACGCUGUACCGGAACCAGGCUUGGGCAUUGAAAGCCCUGGGAAGGGUUGAAGAGGCGGCGAUGUACUUCAACAGGAUGGCUUCGGCGUCUAAGCACUCCAAGGGGGACCUGGACUGGUUUGACAAAUGGGAUCUUGGGAAAGUCGCUGCAGCGCGAGCUUGGCGAGAUGGUGAUAUGAAGGCCUUCUACCUGGCUCGAUCGCUGGUAGAGGAGGCCCUGCAGCUUCAAAUUUCACAAGAGCCAGAUGAUUUGGUGAUGAGAGCCAAGGUCCACGACUCCUUGGCGGAGUGUUUCCUUAUCGUAAAGGAACAUGCAAAAGCCGACGAGCACUACUCAGCGGCCUACAAGCUGCUGCUUGACACAGUAGGCAAUCAAUCACCCCUAUAUGGCAAGCAAGCUCGGCAUUUGGCCAAUCUGCGUGUAGAGGAGGGACGCUACGCAGAGGCCUUGCCAUUGCUCAGUGAAGCCUUGGAGGUGGAGUCAAGCAAGGAUGCGGUGAAUGUGACCGAGCUGCUGGAGCUGGUCGUGGUGGAUGGGGUGUCGGAGUCAGAGGUGUGUGGCCGCAGCCGUUUCUCAGUGCGAUGCCCAGCGGCAGCGGCGUGGCAGUCUGCGGAGGCCGAAGCCGAAAUGCGGCUUGCAAGGGACAGCAGCCGAGACCGGCGGUGCAUUGCAGUUGUUUGGGGCGCGGUCAAUGGCUCCCUGAUGCCGGAGUCUGUCACUGCCACAGAUCUUGCGACCACUCAGUCGCAGCCUCCUAAUGCAGUCCGAAAUCAGGGCUGGAUGCACCAUGCAAUAUGCAUGGUGCACGGAAAGCCUGGUGACGGACAGAUGGCUGGUGACGAACGCGAGAAGGCAUGGCACGGACCCGCGGGCACGAGGAGAUGUCCUGGCCUGACACCCCCCGUGAUCUUAUGCGCCAAGGGCAACACUGGGGUCGUGCAAAAUCAGGACAACUUCUCACUUUGUUUCCUGGCUGACGGCUGGACUUUGGCAUGCUGUUCAGAUGGUCAUGGCUUCCAUGGGCAGCUGGUUGCCACACGUGUAGUGACAACUGUCCCGCACUUCAUCGCCCAUAAGUUCGCCGACGGUCUAGAGGAGCAUGGUGUGCCUGCGGCGCUAACAGCGGCUUUCGACUCUGCUCAAAAGGACUUGGAGGCGCACUCGGCCAGAUUUGGCUGGGACUGUGAGGCCAGCGGCGCUUCGCUCAUCGCGGCUUUGUACAAGGGCAGCAAGGUCUACACUGCCCAUUGCGGCGAUGCCAGGUGUGUGGUUGGAAUGGAGCAAUCUGGUUCCCUCGUUUUCGCUACAGAGGAUCACAAGCCAAACCUCCCCAUGGAACAGGCUCGGAUAAAUGCAGCCGGUGCAGAGGUGCGCUCCGAGAUUUUCGCAGAUGGUUGGAUGGUACAUCGCAUAUUCGCUCGUGGUCAGGAUUUUCCUGGCUUGUGCAAGUCGCGCUCCUUGGGCGACACGCUGGCUAAGGAUUGCGGAGUCCUUGCAGAGCCUGACAUUUCUGUCACGGAGGUGAAAGUCGGCAAAAGACCGUUCAUGAUCCUGGCGAGUGAUGGCAUCUGGGAGUUUCUGGAGUCGGAAUUUGUUGUCAAGGCAGUCUCCAAGAUCUUACCGUUGGAGGGGCCCACGAGGGCACUGCACAAGCUGCACCGUGAAGCAAGGAAAAGAUGGCGACAGGAAGGCCACACCUACGACGCGUUUCUGGCCCGUGUUGACGCUGAGAGAAGUCAGCUUUCGAAACCUGAGAUGGGCUUCGAGGUAGGACCCUGCCAAAGAAGCAGGCGAACUGCAGAGCAAAGUUGUCAUUUGCUGGGGGGGGGGGGCAGCCUAUUUUGCUUAGCCAUCUGCACGUGUUUAUUGUGA